CAGGCCUCCAAAGCCUGGACCAAGCGAUGGCCUCUUUGAUCAAGGACGGAUACUCGGCAAUCAAAGCUGCAUGAACGCGGGACGCGGAAAUUUUCUAUGUAAUAACUAAGCAAUACAUAAUCUCGUCGGAUAUUCGAUGAGCGAGGAUUAGGUUGCCUGCCUUAAACAUCGCCUGCAAGCAAGACUUGCGCUCUCCGCGAAAGCAGCUUUUGCUGCCCGAUUUCCUGUCCUCGUCUCUGUUGCGUCCAGUUGCGUAUCUCGGAUUAUCCACUUCGCGACAACCCCGUCACCCCCACGAGAGUCCCUGCCCAAACCUCCUUUUUUGGGACGACACGCCGAGUCUUCGGUGCACCACGACGACAAGAUGGGCCAAAGCGUGUCAUGGUUGUCCAGCUUGUCCAGCUUGUUCUUCUCCAAGAAAGAGAUCAGAAUCCUAAUCCUGGGACUGGACAAUGCCGGCAAGACUACACUUCUCUACAGGCUUAAGAUCGGCGAAGUAGUAACAACGAUACCGACGAUCGGGUUCAACGUCGAGUCGGUGACAUACGGGAAGCUCAACUUCAACGUUUGGGACCUGGGCGGGCAGACGAGCAUCAGGCCGUACUGGAGGUGCUACUAUGCCAACACCGCGGCGGUCAUCUUCGUCGUCGACUCCACCGAUAUUGAGCGUCUACAGACGGCCGCCGAUGAGCUCGCGGCGAUGCUGAACGAGGAGGAACUGAAGGAUGCCGCGCUCCUGGUGUUUGCAAACAAGCAGGACCAGCCAGGGGCAAAGGGGGCGGCCGACAUCUCGCAAGCUCUUCGGCUCGGGGAACUGAGGGACAGGAACUGGAGCAUCGUGGCGUGCAGUGCAGUGGAGGGCUCAGGCAUUAGCGAGGGAAUGGACUGGCUUUCGCAAACGGUGUCACAGGAUUAGAAGGACGUGGUUGUUUGGUGAGGCGGGACAUGGCGCUUCUGUACAUGACAACGAUACCUCUUAUAUACUCCGGCCGCUCUUGGGAUAUGGGCAAGGUGACUGGCCUUGCGGCGUUUUGGGGUGGA
This is a messenger RNA of Thermothielavioides terrestris NRRL 8126, 1041 nucleotides long. RefSeq lists its product as uncharacterized. NCBI's taxonomy places the organism in Eukaryota, Fungi, Ascomycota, Sordariomycetes, Sordariales, Chaetomiaceae. The transcript is spliced from 4 exons. Bases 365 to 916 code for a protein of 183 amino acids. Gene Ontology annotation, molecular function: GTPase activity; GTP binding. The record is from RefSeq and is a predicted model, not a curated record. Gene Ontology annotation, biological process: vesicle-mediated transport; intracellular protein transport. Gene Ontology annotation, cellular component: Golgi apparatus; cytoplasm.